Prunus armeniaca (apricot) is the source of this 621-nucleotide messenger RNA. Lineage: Eukaryota; Viridiplantae; Streptophyta; Magnoliopsida; Rosales; Rosaceae. The record is from the annotation of a GenBank genome assembly.
AUGGUUUUACCGGAAGAAGAGAUCACAAGGCUUUACAGAGUUCGAAGAACCGUGAUGCAAAUGCUGAGAGAUCGGAAAUACUUAGUUGGAGAUUUUGAGAUCAACAUGACAAGAGAACAGUUCAAGGCCAAAUAUGGAGAGAACAUGAAAAGGGAAGACCUUACUAUCAAUAAGACAAAGCGAAAUGACAGCACCGAUCAGCUUUACGUCUUCUUUCCUGAAGAGCCAAAGGUUGGGGUCAAGACCAUAAAAACUUACACCAACCGCAUGAAAUCCGAGAAUGUUUCCAGAGCAAUCUUGGUUACUCAACAAAAUAUGACUCCCAUGGCAAGGACCUGUAUAAGCGAAAUAUCGUCAAAAUUCCACUUGGAGGUUUUUCAGGAGCCAGAGUUGAUGGUGAAUGUUACAGAACAUGUUCUAGUUCCUGAGCAUCAGCUGCUUACAAAUGAGGAAAAGAAGACCUUACUGGAGAGGUAUACUGUGAAAGAGACACAGCUUCCUCGUAUUCAGUUGACCGAUCCAGUUGCAAAAUAUUACGGGCUUAAGCGUGGACACGUUGUGAAGAUAAUCCGGCCAAGUGAGACUGCAGGACGAUACAUCACCUACCGUUAUGUUGUGUAA